CUGAGAAGUCGACCUUUCUCUCUCGGCACUCUCCUUCGUUCUUAACACAAAGAAACUUCAGCCGUUACUUACGAGAGUGAAAGGCAACACACACAGAGAGAGAAAGAGAAAAAGACAUGGAGAUGGAGGAAGAUCGAGAGAGAAAGAAAGAAACUGGUUUUAUUUCUUCGUUAAAGGGAUUUGCUCCCUUUGCAGCCAUGGUUUUUGUCGAAUUCGGUGAAGUAGGCAUGCUUACUUUCACCAAAGCCUCCAUGAAUGCUGGUAUCAGCACCUUUGUCUAUCUCGUCUACUACAAUUCACUCGGCGUCAUUCUUCUUUUUCCAUUCUUCCUCUACCGCAUCUACAGGAACAAGCAAUCUGAUCUCACAUUCGCUCUCCUCUUCAGAUUUUUCCUUUUAGGCCUUUUUGGGAGAAGCUUGCUGCUUUUUGGUUAUACAGGGAUCCGUUAUAGUUCUCCGGCUCUGGCUGCAGCUAUCAACAAUCUAGUACCUGUUUUCACAUUCUUGCUUGCCAUUAUUUUCAAGAUUGAGAAAAUGGAUUUGAAGAAUGUAAGUAGUGUUGCAAAAUUUUUGGGAACUAUAGUUGCUGUAUCAGGUGCAUUAGUGGAUACCCUAUAUAAAGGCCCACCAAUCAUUUCGGGUACAUCUCAGUCUGCUUUAGAUCCUCAAGCCCUUGCAGCCGAUGACUCAAAAUGGGCACUGGGCGGUCUUUUGCUUGGAAUCAGUGCCUUUUCUAUUGCAACAUGGAAUAUCUUACAGGCAGCAACUGUAAAGCUAUACCCAGAGAAGAUAAGUGUUGUGUUUUUCUUCAGCUUGUUUGGUACUCUUCAAUGCGCAAUUAUUGCAUUCAUUGUUGAAAAAGACCCAAUUGCUUGGAUAAUACCCCCUGGAAUCCCUACAGUUGCUAUUAUUUAUGCUGGUACGUUUGGAAUAGCGAUACGAUUUAAUAUCAUCACAUGGUGUUUACAUGAGAAGGGUCCUCUCUUUGUUACUAUGUUCAAGCCCCUUGGUAUGGUUAUUGCUGUAAUCUCUGGAAUGGUUUUGCUUGGCGAUGCUCUUUAUCUUGGCAGUGUAAUUGGAGCAGGCAUUAUAGCGGUUGGAUUCUACAUGGUGAUGUGGGGACAAGGUAAAGAAAGUAAAGUAACACCAUCUCUUACAAAAGAGAGAAAAUCGUUGUGGAAGAAGUUGUCUCAGCGUUGGAAUCGUAAAGCCCAACUGUAGUUCGGAAAGAUAGGUUAUAUACGUAACACAAAAUCUUUAUACGUAAGGGUGGGAAUCAAGCUUAUAAAGGAGCAAACAACAAAGGUGUGAACUAACAUAUAAUUUUAAAGCAUUUAUUUUCGAGCCAUCAUCACGUGUUUUUGGCUCAUCGACACUUGUAGUGGCUUGUGCGAGCUAUCGAGACAACCCAUGAUUGGUUUCUAACUAGAUUGGCCUGUGGUUAAAUGCUUAAGAGAGAGUUUGGACUCUUUAGAACUUGAAAGAAGCUUAGAUGAUCUUCUUUUUGAGGAUAAAAUGAAAUGUUUAUAAUAGUUAUAGCAAAAUAUUUAUUUACUAAUAAGUUGGGUUUUGUAUUAUGUAAUGCUAAAUAUUUGUUACAUCACAUCCUCCUCCAAAGUCACCAUUAACAAAAUAUUUUUCUGUUUGUUUUGUUUGAUCUUCAUGUGUUA
Impatiens glandulifera is the source of this 1669-nucleotide messenger RNA. Its product is annotated as WAT1-related protein At5g40240-like. NCBI's taxonomy places the organism in Eukaryota, Viridiplantae, Streptophyta, Magnoliopsida, Ericales, Balsaminaceae. The record is from RefSeq and is a predicted model, not a curated record. The transcript has 7 exons. Gene Ontology annotation, cellular component: plasma membrane. The coding region runs from base 117 to 1220 and encodes 367 amino acids. Gene Ontology annotation, molecular function: transmembrane transporter activity.